UCAUUUGCACACAGGUGAGAGUCGCUAUAAGUAAUGAGGUGAGAGCUGUGGUGAGAGCUCAAUUUGAUCUACUUUCAACAGAACUGGUUAGGUGUCACUGUCCAGAAUUGCAAAAUGAGUGCCAAUCUGAAAGGAGCAAUGGUGGACCUCAUUGAUGUGUUCCACAAGUAUUCUGGAAAAGAAGGUGACAAGUACACGCUCACUAAAUUGGAGCUGAAGAAUUUGUUGAAGAAUGAACUUGGAGAGUUUCUGGAAGGCCCCAAUGAUGCUUGCGUGGUGGAGAAGAUUAUGCGUGAACUGGAUGACAAUAAGGAUGGUGUGGUGGAUUUCCAGGAGUUUGUUGGUCUGGUCGCUGCGCUGACUGUCGCCUGCAAUGAAUUCUUUAAAAGUGAUUCCUCUUAAAAAGGGGGGAAAUAAAUGCUUAUUACUAAAUAACUUUUACGGCAGAGUUGGUCAGGGGUUCGGAGGGUUCAAUCAUUUUGGACACUAGAAUGUUGCAGAAGAUCCACUACUGCUAAUAAAUGUUUUUGUUCUGUCCUUGGAAAUGCUUCCAUCCAAUAAAAGUAAUUAAAUGUG
Maylandia zebra (zebra mbuna) is the source of this 576-nucleotide messenger RNA. Its product is annotated as protein S100-A1. Gene Ontology annotation, molecular function: transition metal ion binding; calcium-dependent protein binding; calcium ion binding. The record is from RefSeq and is a predicted model, not a curated record. Gene Ontology annotation, cellular component: cytoplasm. Lineage: Eukaryota; Metazoa; Chordata; Actinopteri; Cichliformes; Cichlidae.